AUGAAGAGAUACCUCCUGGAGCGAGAACUCUUCCCCAGAUGCAAAUUCAAGAAGGAUAUAAAGAUCGAAAAGGUGCACUCCAUGAACGCCCUCCUCCGAAGAGCCCAAGCUUUCAUCGCUUUCGAAGAGGGCGAAACGACUGCCAUUAAAGCCUCUAGAGGGAAUGAUGCUGCCCGAAGCUCGAGCCAGGACUACUCGGUUUCGCGCUGGGGACAGGAGAAAAGGAAGGACGACAGGUCCCACGACGUGAAAGAACGGAGGGGGCCAGCCGGCCGGUUCAGCGACUAUACCCCUCCGAACGCCUCACGCGAGAAAAUCCUAGCCGAGUGCAAAAGCACCGACUUCAAGAAAUCUAACAUCAGGCCCCCAAAAUCAAAUCCCACCAGGUUGGGGACCGACAAAUCCAAAUACUGCAAGUAUCACAAGAGCCAUGGGCAUCUGACCGAGGAGUGCAUACAUCUCAAAGAUGCAAUCGAGACGCUGAUUAAAGAAGGCCGCCUUUCGAAGUACACAAAGAAAGGAGACCCGUCCAGAAGAGACGACUCACGGAACUCUGACGAGGGUAACUCGCCAGAUGGUGGGCCACUGCAAGUAGCUUUGUCCGUCACCCGACCAGAGGACUUCAUACCAUCGGUUGGAGUGACAUCCGCCCUCAGCACCUGGGAGGAGUUCCCAACCGCGAUGGUCAUAUCUAAUGGAGGGGAUCCCGGCUCCCUCACGAUCAGCUCAGUGAAGAGGAAGUUCGAUGAAUUAAUCAGCGCCAGUUCAGACCUCGGCCCGACCCUACAGAAAUUCAAGGGGAAAUCAGACCCGAUCACUUCUUAUCUGGAAGAACUGCCCGGCGGAGCUCCGAACGCCACAAUCCCCCUGCUCAUACGGGCAAGAAUGGCGAUUUUUGACGUCCGCCGGAUCCUGGUCGACGAGGGAAGCUCGGUCGACAUCAUGUAUUCUCACCUCUUUCAGACCCUCCAGCUGGACGACUCGCACCUCGCCCCAUAUGUGGGUUCCGACCUCCAGGGGUUCAACGGGACGACCACCAAACCGUGGGGUUACGUUAAACUGCUCGUCACCUUCGGGGAAGGCGAAGCUUCCAGACAGGUCAAGACAAGGUUUCUGGUGAUCGACUGUAAAACCCUCUACAACUGCAUCAUCGGGCGCCCUACUCUGGCCGAACUCACUGCCGUCCCCUCGACCGUGCACUUGAAAAUGAAGUUCUACACAAGAAGGGGACGAGUGGCCACCAUCAACGCCGACAUCGAAGCAGCCAGAAGGAUAUUCGACGCAUCAAUGAAGGGGUUGCAGCUAAUCGCCCCCCUCCAGCUCCAACAAGAAACCAAGGGCCGAAGACAAGCCUCCUCGGGAAGAUCAGCGGUCACUGACAAACGUCAGCUCAGUCGACCUCGACGCUCGGUUCACGGAAGAAGAACUGAAGAAUGGUGA
This is a messenger RNA of Vicia villosa (hairy vetch), 1440 nucleotides long. RefSeq lists its product as uncharacterized. The transcript has a single exon. The record is from RefSeq and is a predicted model, not a curated record. The coding region runs from base 1 to 1440 and encodes 479 amino acids. NCBI's taxonomy places the organism in Eukaryota, Viridiplantae, Streptophyta, Magnoliopsida, Fabales, Fabaceae.